Messenger RNA from Didymosphaeria variabile, 696 nucleotides. RefSeq lists its product as uncharacterized. Lineage: Eukaryota; Fungi; Ascomycota; Dothideomycetes; Pleosporales; Didymosphaeriaceae. The transcript has a single exon. The record is from RefSeq and is a predicted model, not a curated record. The coding region runs from base 1 to 696 and encodes 231 amino acids.
AUGGCCGCCUCGGUCCCAGUCCCCGCCAUACCUAUCCCCGAGGAGCACAAGGAACUCUUCUCAUCCGUCAAUACCUUCGUCCACGGCUACAUGUCCAGCCCUGGUCACGACAACUCACACGACUAUCACCACAUUAUACGCGUCCUCUCUAAUGCCCACCGCAUUGUAAAUGCAGAUCCGAAAAGCAUAUCAGGAGCCCCGUACAACGCAUUCAUCAUCUACCUGGCCGCUCUGUUACACGACGUAGGCGACCACAAGUACGCCAAAGCCGGCGAAGACGUAGAGAACCAAGUCUCACAGAUCCUGCUCGAACGCGGUGCAGAUGAAGAGCUUGCCAACAAGGUUCAGGUCAUCGUAAAGCACGUUGGAUACACCAACGAGGUGAAGAACCCGCAGUCGGUCAUCAAUGUCUUGCAGAGGUACCCUGAAUUGGCAGUCGUGCAGGAUGCGGACCGUCUAGAUGCUAUUGGAGCGGUGGGAGUGGCGAGGUGUUUUGCGUUUGGAGGUGCGAAAGGCAAUGGGAGACCGUUGGCUGGCGCGAUUGAUCACUUCGACGAGAAGCUAUUCAAACUGGAGGACAUGAUGAAGACCGAAGCUGGGAAGCGUAUGGCGGGACAUCGGACGAGACUCAUGAAAGACUUUGCAAAGGAGUUCAACUCAGAAGCAGGGCUCACCUUCGAAAACUUGUGGAGGUGA